CAGAUCGGAGCGGCCCGUCUGAGCAUGUGCGGGGCCACCUCUCCAGCCCCUUUGUAGACUGGCAGGCUUCGGGUGCCUGUGGUGGCUGUGGCGCUGGCGGCGCUGGAUCUGAGCCCUUGAGCUGGAGUGCGAUAGGAGCUGGGGGAGUCGAGCGGGGAGCUAGGGCCAAGAGGCUUGUUCGGCAGCGCGCCCGCCAGGGGGCACCAAAAGUCGCCUCUAGCUGUCUCCGCCGCACUAAGGAGACUGGUACCAGACCCAGGUUGGCCUCACAAAGCAGAGGGAGGGAGCGCAGUGAACAGGCAGGGAAGGAAAGAGCGGGCGAACCAUCCAGAGAACGAGAGAUCGCUCAUCCAAGAGCCAGAGCCAGAGCCGGACCUGGGGCUGGAGCUGCAGCUGCUGAAGCCAUAAUCCCCGGAGCAGGUGCAGCCAAGAGGCAGGGACUACUGCCCCUCCGAGGGCUGCCCCCCAAGAUGCCUGGCAUUAUGGUGAUCCUGGCGUGGUGUUUUCUACAAGUGGACAGCCGGCACGCGGAGGUGCUCACCGGACACAACAAUGGCAAUUUCUUGGACAGUGACAAAUGGCUGAGCACUGUCUCCCAGUACGACAGGGACAAGUACUGGAACAGAUUCCGUGAUGAAGUUGAGGAUGAUUACUUCAGGAACUGGAAUCCAAACAAGCCCUUUGACCAAGCUCUAGACCCAUCCAAAGAUCCCUGCUUGAAUGUGAAGUGCAGUCCCCAUAAAGUGUGUGUAACUCAUGACUACCAGACAGCUGUGUGUGUGAGCCGAAAGCAGCUGAUGCAGAGUCUUAGGCAAAAGAAGGGGAAUGUGGCCCACAAACACUGGACUGGACCUUCAAAUAUAGUCAAGUGCAAGCCAUGCACAGCUUCAGCACACAACAGUCUUGUCUGUGGCUCUGAUGGCCACACCUACACCUCCAAGUGCAAGCUGGAGUUCCAUUCCUGUUCCUCCGGAAAAGGCUUCGUGGCCCAGUGUGAGGGACCUUGCCCAUGCCUCCCAGAACCGGAACCUCCCAAGCACAAGACAGAGAAGAACAGCUGCACAGACAAGGAGUUGAGGAAUCUUGCUUCCCGGCUAAAAGAUUGGUUUGGAACUCUUCAUGAGGAUGCGAAUCAUGUCAUCAAGCCCACUAGCUCAGAUCCAGCACAAAGCAGGUUUGACACAAGCAUUCUGCCUAUCUGCAAGGACUCUCUGGGAUGGAUGUUCAACAAAUUGGACAUGAACUAUGAUCUCUUACUUGACCACUCAGAGAUCAAUGCCAUUUACCUUGACAAGUAUGAACCAUGCAUCAAGCCCCUCUUCAAUUCUUGUGACUCCUUCAAAGAUGGAAAACUCUCAAACAAUGAAUGGUGCUAUUGUUUUCAGAAGCCCGGAGGUCUCCCUUGCCAGAAUGAAAUGAACAGGAUUCAGAAGCUAAGCAAGGGGAAAAGCCUGUUGGGGACAUUCAUUCCCCGCUGCAAUGAUGAAGGAUACUACAAAGCCACCCAGUGCCAUGGGAGUACAGGACAGUGCUGGUGUGUGGAUAAAUAUGGAAAUGAGCUGGCUGGCUCUAGGAAACAAGGAACUGUGAACUGUGAAGAAGAGCAAGAAACCUCAGGGGAUUUUGGCAGUGGGGGUGCUGUGGUCCUCCUGGAUGACCUAGAAGAGGAACAUGGAGGGGCACGAAAGGACAAAGAUGGGAAACUGAAAGUUCAUGUAAGGGCAACGAAUGAAGAUGAUGAAGAUGAAGAUGAUGACAAGGAGGAUGAGGUUGGCUAUAUAUGGUAGUCCCCUCAGGGCAAAGGACGUGUGUGUUUUGCACAAUAUCACAAGUCCCUCACAUCUCAACAAUUGUAUCUAAAACCAUUAGGUACAAAAUGUCUCUUCUUCCACUGUUCUUUUCUGUGCCCUGUUUAUAAUUUGGAAGAUAGCUCUCCUUCCUUCCCAAUUGCUCCAAUUAUGAGUAUGGCUAUUUUGGGGACAUGGAUUUUUUUUUCUUUAGGCUAGGGGACAACUGACUUCACUUACACAAAGUCUCAUGCUGCUGGCUUCCUUUCUCCCCCUUCAGGAGAACUUCUCUCAACAAUUAUGUAGUUUAUAUGAAAUUCUCACCCAGGAGGGAGCCAGGUACUCUGGAUGAAAUGAACCCUGUUUUGCUUGUCCACACUGGUAGUUCAUUUUAGCAAAAAAAAAAAUUUCUAGACCUGCUUGCAAUGGCUGGCUGCGUUUUUUGUGUACUGAAGAUGAUAUGGGGAAAAAUGAAAUGCCUCACUGGAAUCUUCCCUCUUGCUUCCCCCCCACACCCCGGCCGGCAAAAUGCUUAAUAUUUAUCAUUACAGAUUGAUUCUCCUCUGCAUAGCUACUUCUGGCUUUCUAAAAACAAUGGCCUUAAUUCUGCCAAGAGCCCCUUUGGGGAGCCAUUCUCUUUGCUAUGGAAUGGUUGCCAGAUGCCUGUCUCUCUCUAUAUUUAUGUAUGUAUAUAUAUAUAUAUAUAUCGAUAUAUUUGAGUGCCUGUGUGUGACACACACAUGCAUACUCAUACCCCUAUACAGGAAGAGAUGGUUGUUUAGAAUCAUUGGAGAACACAGCUGAGAAGUAAUUAAGAUGCCAGCCUGUCCAAGACAACUGCUAUUUCCAGAAGGAAAAAUAUGAAAUCUGUGUAGAAACUGCUUUUGCAUUGAUAGUUGGCACUUGUAACCUGCAGGCUGACGCAGUUUCUUCUCUCAGGCACCAGCAGGGCUGUUGAAAGUCUCUUUGAUUUUGAUAAGCCCCAGACUGCCUAAACAACUUCUCCUGCAGAAGCCAUGGAAUUCUCACUCUAUUCAGCGUCCUAAGCUGUCUCUUUCAUAUCAUCUCACAGACUUCCUUAGGCAACUAACUGUCUUGUUUACUGCCUCUCUUUUCCUCCAAUUCCUCCUACAGGGCUUUUCUAAGGCAUAUCUAAUGCUCUCUUAAAAAAAAAGAUACAGUAUCACAAUAUUUCAUUAGCAGAUGGCAAUAGAAGAUUUUGAGUUCAGUUUUGCAUUUGACCUGUUCCUCCAGCAAAGACAAGAUCAUGUUCUACAAACAACUUCAUAUACUUUUACCAGUGAAGACUUGUGGACCAAAGAUAUGACUGUGCCCAGUCUUCUAAGGACCUUUGCUUUAAUUGGACCCAGAGUAGGGCAGUGGUUAUUAUACUCAGCAUACUCUGGAGAGGUUGCAGCUUUUUUAAGUAUAAGGGCCAAGGUAGUAUAGCUUCACGUAGAAUGCCGUGAGGUUUGCUAGGCAUUGAAAAUUUGCCAGUGGCUGUCCUCUAGACCCCUUGGGAAGGAAACCAAGGGUUUGGGGCUUUAAAAAAAGAGGGGAGGAUUCCACCCACUCUGACCAAACUGUAGCCUUUGUUCCUGUAUGAUCUAGCUUAAAGAUUGAGAUUGGAGUAUUAGGACUAGACCUGAUGCUGAACAUUUUUGCCCUUAUUGCAUUUCAUGAGGAAGUAAAAUUCUUAGGAGCAAAAAGCUUAUCUAAAGGAUAUCCUGGCUUCUAUAUUAUAAAUAUGCAAUCCACAAAAGGAUGCUUCAGGCAGUUUCUUGCCACAUUGAUGUCUACUUUUAAGAAAAAGAAAUAAUAAGAAUAUAUACUGUUCUUAGUGUCUCAAAUUUCAUUUAUGCCCCUGCCCCCAGUAGUGUUGGUGAUUAUCUUUGAAUGCUCAUCCCCAGAAGGAUUUUCUCUCUGUAGGAUUGAUAAUAGGUUUCAUUCACACUUUGCCAAAAAAAAAAAAUCAAAAGAUAGUGAAUCAAAAAGCGAUCUUCAUGACAUCUUCACAAAACUGGGGUUGUAAUUAAGGAGUAAAAGAUUAAUUUGAAGAAUUGAAUUUUAAUACCUUAUUUUUCUUUCUUAGAUACAAAUGAACUUAGAUUUCUAAAUCUAGAAGUCCCUUCUGUAUGUAUUACUUUUCCCGACCUGAGUUUUUAUGAAAUUUUAAAAUCUCCACAAGUGGGCAGAAGGGGAUUACUAAUGCCAUGUGCUUAUUGUAAACCCUGCAAAUCUUCAUCCCAUUCAGUCCUUAAAAUUUCCCUCUCCCUUCCUCUUGCAACAGGGCUGGUCAAAGGGGUUUGAAAGCCUUUUAAGUAAGGUUUUCUUUCCCCCAUCAAUGACUUUCUUUUGACAUAGCCUUAGGCAGUUUCAUGGCCAUAUUCUUCCCCAGUUGAAAGUGUUUGCUAUAUUUUUAUCAAUUCAACACCUUGUUUUAUGAGGAAACUAUUUGGCAAAUGAAGUCAAUACACCCUUUGAUGAUUUGCCUCCCUCUUCACUUGUGGCCUAGGCUAUACUACUGCAUUCAAUCAGCUUGGUCAAAAAUUUGGUCACUAUGAUAGAAUUGGCUAGCCUUUUCCCCCACUGAAUUGAAUGAUUUUUUUUUAAUUAAAAAGACUCAUUAUUUUGGCACUUUGUAUACACGGCAUGAAACUGGAAAUUUACUUUGCCAAUCCCAAAUGGAUAGACUGACACCAUAACGUCCAUGUUAUCUCUUACUGAUUAUGAACAUAAUUGAUUCAGCUACUGAUGUGUGAGAACCAAGAACAGGGAGGUCAUACAUCUGCUGUUCUAGAUACAAUUUGUCUUGUUAUAUGUCUCAUAAACUGCAGGGACAGGAAGCUUCUGUUAGAAAAUCACAACCAAGCAGAGUCUUAAGAUCCAAUAGACAUUUUUUCUGUUUCAAGUGAAUUUUAUUUGACCGAGGCUUUGAACUCAGAGUUUGGAAACAGCAGCAUAAUUGCAGUUAAUUUACUAAAAUUGUUAAUUUAAUGAAAAUGUAUCCCCUAAAAAUUAAAAAUGCAUGAAAAAACUUUCAAUCUAAACUAUAAGAGAAAAUCGUUGUUAAUAACUCCAACUAGCUCUGAAAAUGCACCAGAGAACUCAUUAGGAUUGGCACAUUGAUUUUGCUUAGAGAAACUUUUAGGAACAUAGUGAACUACUGAUUUUAAUUUACCUAAUUAUCUUAUGACAAGUAUCAAAUUAAGAUGACACUCAGAGCUCCUUAACAUUAACUUAAUGAUGGAUAAGAGAGCACUGUGGAAAAUUUGUAGCAAGGUAAUGAUGCUCAAUUUUUGGAGAUGCUCUAAGAAGAUAUUUUGACUCAUUAGAAUCUUAAAUACAAAACUAUUCCUGUGGUUAGAGCAAAGCUCAGUAACACUAUUCUUGAUCAACUUUGUCAUGGCAAUGUCAGGUUUCUGAAAGGCUUUUUUAUCACUUUCAUUAAAAACUACAAUUUGUUUACGAGCCUCAAUUCUGAGACUUGAAGAAGUGUCUGUUUCAUCAUCUGAGGCAAAAGUCAGGCUUUGCCUUUUGUCAUUAGGACCCUUAGAAUUCCAUCACCAUGAUUAGGUACAUUUGAAAACUCCAGAUAUCCAGUGAUGAUCUUGAUGAUACAAUUCCCCAUUUUCCUACUAGAACCAAUUUCCAAGUCGCAUCCUAAUGUGGUUAUGUAGAAAUUCCUUGUGAGCUGUGAAGAGAUCUUAAAUAUUUAAUGUUUCUUUUUUCACUUCCAAUUCAAAUCGAAAUUUUCCAUUUGGGAAAAAUAAUUGCUGUGUCUCUUGCCUCUAUAAACCUGGCUUCAAUUUCAGUGUGUUUCUGGCUUGGAAAUGUUUUAAUACUGUAUUUGGAGUUUUAUAGCAAUUCCUCCCUUGCACUCUUUUCAACAUACCUUGCUUCCCUACCCCUACAACCACCAUGCAACAAAUAAUAUGAAAUUGACAGCUGUCUCUCACCACAGGCCAUCAAAUUGGUACAUUGUAUCUUUCCUUUACGUCUUUCCCAUAUGCCAUUCAUGUUUGUUUGAUGCAUCAACUGCACUGUACAAUAACAUCCAAGAAACCUUUCUUUCUACAGUGGGUGGUUUUGGUCUUUUUAUACUUUUUUCUCAAUGCUGCUGACAUUUGUUCUUGUUUAAUGUGUAGUGUUGUAAGGGGAAUAUCACCCAAAUAAUGAGUGUGUCAGUUGGCUGUCACUACUGUAGAUGCAAUGUAGAUGAUCAUAGUAAAGUAGAUUAACAUAGUGAAUUUUGAAUGCUUUUCCAUACAGAUUUUCCUGGAAUGUGAACACUUGCCUAACCUCCUUGGUUAAUUGUAAAUGCUUAAUUGUAGUCCUGAAUAGUUGCAUUUCUGUCUGUCUCAAUAAAUUUGAAUUUGUC
Dromiciops gliroides (monito del monte) is the source of this 6168-nucleotide messenger RNA. RefSeq names its product SPARC (osteonectin), cwcv and kazal like domains proteoglycan 1 (gene SPOCK1). The coding region runs from base 471 to 1787 and encodes 438 amino acids. The transcript has 12 exons. Gene Ontology annotation, molecular function: protein binding; calcium ion binding. NCBI's taxonomy places the organism in Eukaryota, Metazoa, Chordata, Mammalia, Microbiotheria, Microbiotheriidae. The record is from RefSeq and is a predicted model, not a curated record.